AUGGCUUCUUUCAAACUAGCCAUCAGAAUUAUGAUAACUUUUUCCCUUUGCUUUCCAAUCCUUCAAGCUGAGGGUGCUACUUCGUCUCCUGAGAAAGUUAAUCUAACAGUGUACUAUGAAAGCCUCGGCAAACCUUGUGCUGAAUUCAUCAUUAGGAAUCUAGGCGAAGUCUUUAAUGGAGACCUCAUUGAUAUCGUGAAUCUGCAGCUAGUCCCUUGGGCCAAUGCUUCUAUCAACAGCACCAACAACUCCAUCUCAUGCCAGAACGGCCCAGAUGAAUGUAAGCUGAACUCUUUGGAAUCCUGUGUUCUUAAUCUGUGGGAUGAUGUGAACAAAAAUUAUGCUUUGAUUUACUGCUUUGAAUUCCUGGUAAUUGAGGGAAGGCUCGAGAAGUGGGAAAGUUGUUUCAGUGAGUUGGAUUUGCCUCAACAGCCUGUUCUCAAGUGCUACAACCAAGGCAAAGGAACACAGCUGGGAAGAAAAUAUGUAAAUGAAACAGCAAAUCUUAAGCCACUUUGUAAAUUUCUCCCAUGGGUGAUGGUGAACAAUCAAUCAAUUGGAAAAGACUACGCAAAUUUUACAACUUUUGUUUGCAAGGCUUAUAAGGGCCCAACUUUACCAGCAGCCUGCCAUAAACUAGAAAGCAGCUAAUCAAUUUGUGAAAUGAAAUUAAAAAAAAGAAAAAAGAAAAACAAAGCAAUUCUUCUUUUCUUAAUUUCUGGAAACGCUUAUAGUGAUAAAGGUACUAUUAUUCUGGCCAUAAAAAUGAUUGCUGGAGAGGUUCUUUGAAAAGCCUUCAACAAUACGGAAACUGCAGAGUAUCGCAGAUAUUAUAACCUGGUCUAUCUCAGGGUUGCAUCAGCUUGAGUUUUUUACGGAACUCACUAAUUUUAACCAACUUGAUUUGUACCCAGAAAAGGAAAAAAAGAGCAACUUGGAUAUAUGAUGUCACCAGAGACGAAUUAUUUGAAACAACAAUUUACAUGAAACCCUCGGUGGCCUUUCUAUGAUUCAACGAGGUGGAGGGUGUCAGAAUACCAGGAUUUAGAGAGAUAUAGAAUAUGAACUC
Messenger RNA from Neltuma alba, 1069 nucleotides. Its product is annotated as gamma-interferon-responsive lysosomal thiol protein-like. The record is from RefSeq and is a predicted model, not a curated record. Gene Ontology annotation, molecular function: oxidoreductase activity, acting on a sulfur group of donors, disulfide as acceptor. The transcript is spliced from 5 exons. Lineage: Eukaryota; Viridiplantae; Streptophyta; Magnoliopsida; Fabales; Fabaceae. Bases 1 to 651 code for a protein of 216 amino acids.